UGGUCGCCUGUUUGGCUACAUUCCCGACUCCUCUCCUUUCUCUCUCUCUCUCUCUCUCUCUCUCUUUCUCUGCAAGAAUUGAUUUCUGCAUUGCGCAACGACAAGAGCAACGACAAGAGCAAGAAGUACAAGAAGAAGAAGGAGGAAGAAGGAAGAAGGAGGAAGAAGGGAGGAAGGAAGGGAGGAAGGAAGGAGGGAGGAAGGCCCGAGAGAUUUUCAGAGAUUGUUUGCACGACGCCGGCAGCUGCUCCCUCCCCUCCUUCGGGGGCCGCGGGGUCCUUCCGCAUUCUCGCUGCCGAGGAAAUCGGAAGCCGUCCCACCCGCGAUCUCCGCGUGUGUGCAGAGCAAAACGGUCGCGUACCCACGAAGUAGCGAGGGCCAAGAUGGACGCUUUGUGCCUGAAAACGGGGAUUCACGCGCUCCCUCCCUCGAUCUCGGUCGCCGCCGCCGGGUCGCUCGACGCCCGGCCCGGCCCGAACCCGGCCAAGGUGAGCGCCCUGGGCCGGUCCCCCCUCGACAAAUCGGCGGCUUCUUCGUCGUCGUCGUCGUCGUCGUCGUCGUCGGCGGCGGCGGCGGCGGCGGCGGCGGCGUCUUCGAGGUUCUCUUUUAAGUACCCUCUGAAGUCCCUGUGGUUCGGCGGCCGCGGCGGCGGUGGCGGGGACAAGAGGAAGAGUAACGGGAUCGCGCUCGACGACGCCGUGCUGGUGGACGGCGGGGAGCGGGCGGCAGAGGAGGAGGCGGCGAGCGGAGGGGCCGAUUCCGAGGGGCGGAGCGGGAACUGGGUCUUGAAGAUAUUGCAUGUCAGGUCUCUGUGGAAGGAGGAGGAGGAGGAGGAGGAAGACAAGGGAAUGGUGGAUAAUGGCGGCGGAGCCGGAGAAGCAGAACAGGGGUCCCGCGACGUGGCGAUUGAGGACAGAGGAGAUGGCGGUGGCGAUGAUGUUGAGGACGAGGAGGACUGCGAUGCAUGUAGGAUUGGCGGCCGCGACGAUGGGGGUGAAAAAGAGAUGGAAUUUGACAGGGAUUCGUUUUCGAGGUUGCUGAGGAAGGUGCCUCUGCAUCAAGCCAGGCUAUAUGCUCAAAUGUCCUAUCUGGGGAAUUUGGCCUAUACCAUACCCGAAAUCAAGCCAGCAAAUCUCUUAAAAUACCGCGGAUUGCGUUUAAUAACCUCAUCGAUAGAGAAGAGGGAAUCAGCAGAAAAAGUCGAGAAGGAGCAGACUCUAGAGGAUAUGCAAGAGGAAGCAGUGCCACCUGUAGAUGAUGUUCAAGGCCAGGAGCAGAAGAUCAAUGGGAACCGACUAAGUGCGUCUGCUGCUUACCAAAUCGCUGCCUCUGCAGCCUCUUAUCUGCACUCUCAUGCUAAGAGCAUUAUUCCAUUUAAUUCCUCGAAGUCAGCAGAAGCAUCUGGUACUGAUUCCCCUGGGAGGGAUGGUGAAAGAAGCAACGGUGUUGACGUAAUGAACCCAGAUAUGGCUUCCCUCAUGGCAACCACCGACUCUGUGACUGCUGUGGUUGCCGCAAAAGAGGAAGUGAAGCAAGCAGUUGCAGAUGAUCUGAAGUCCACUCGCUCAUCACCUUGCGAGUGGUUUAUAUGCGAUGAAGAUCAGGGCACUACGAGGUUCUUCGUGAUUCAGGGUUCUGAGUCGCUGGCAUCAUGGCAGGCAAAUCUACUCUUUGAGCCUAUCCAGUUUGAGGGUCUUGAUGUGCUUGUGCACCGAGGGAUAUACGAGGCUGCCAAAGGGAUCUAUGAACAGAUGUUGCCUGAAGUUCGUGACCACCUAAAAUCCCAUGGGAAGAAGGCUACUUUCCGUUUCACUGGGCAUUCUCUUGGAGGAAGUUUGUCAUUAGUGAUAAAUUUAAUGCUGCUGAUUCGGGGCGAAGUGCCUGCUUCUUCCUUGCUUCCUGUGAUCACAUUCGGUGCCCCGUCCAUCAUGUGUGGAGGCGACCAUCUUCUUCGCAAGCUUGGAUUACCUCGAAGUCAUGUUCAGUCAGUCACGAUGCACAGAGACAUUGUACCCCGAGCCUUCUCUUGCAAUUAUCCUAAUCACGUUGCAGAGAUUCUCAAGGCUGUUAAUGGGAAGUUCAGGCAUCAUCCUUGUCUGAAUAAUGAGAAAAUGUUGUUUGCGCCAAUGGGGGAGCUUUUGAUUUUACAGCCAGAUGAAAAGUUCUCGCCGCACCACCAUCUCCUUCCUUCAGGUAGUGGUUUCUAUGUGUUGAGCUGUGAGCUAUCGGAUGUCGUCAUUGCAGAGAAGGAACUCCUAGCGGCGCAGAAGGUUUUCUUGAACUCACCACAUCCUCUCGAGAUUUUAAGCGAUCGCGCCGCUUAUGGUUCGGGGGGCACCAUUCAAAGGGACCACGACAUGAAUUCCUACGUAAAGUCCGUGCGGUCUGUGAUCCGCCAAGAGCUGAGCCACAUGAGGAAGGCCAAGAGAGAGCAGCGCCGCAAGUUCUGGUGGCCCCUCAUUGUGUCUCGCGGUGGAAUCAACAUUGGCCUAGCUUUGAGCAGGCCGAUCGGGUCGAUCAGCAUGGAUCGUGAGCAGCUCAACUUCUCGGGCAUCUUGGAAACGGGCAAGGAGUCUCUGAAACGGUUCAGCAGGCUCGUCGCAUCGCAGCACAUGCAUCUGCUUGUCGUGAUCCUGUUUCCCGCUCGAUUGCUACUGCUCGGCACCUACAGCACAUUUAAUUGAUCCCUGCCCAUGAGAUGGGCAAAGAUAAAUUAGCAAAUUCUUUAUUUAUGUUCUAUUUUCCCACUCAAAAAGGUUAUAAUCCAUGUCCUUCCCUUUCAUGAUGGGGAAGCGAAUUACUCAAAAUGUCAUCUGUAGAAAGAAACAUGUGAUCACAUGAGCAGGGAAAGAAGAAAAUAGGGAAAAAAAAAUGAAUCACAUUAUUGCAUUUGUUUAGUGCAAAAUCCUUAUUUUC
Eucalyptus grandis is the source of this 2916-nucleotide messenger RNA. RefSeq lists its product as hypothetical. Bases 384 to 2684 code for a protein of 766 amino acids. The record is from RefSeq and is a predicted model, not a curated record. Gene Ontology annotation, molecular function: glycerophospholipid phospholipase A1 activity. NCBI's taxonomy places the organism in Eukaryota, Viridiplantae, Streptophyta, Magnoliopsida, Myrtales, Myrtaceae. Gene Ontology annotation, biological process: lipid metabolic process. The transcript is spliced from 5 exons.